UGGCCGACGCACAAGAGAAAUAUUUAUCGUAUUUCCCUGACGAUUUCAAGAAAUAUAUGUCCAAGGAACUCAACCGGUCGCAUCCAAAGUUUUACGCCUGUCUUGGAGAAUAUUUCUAUGGAGUGGUUUUCUGGAGCCGAGAAGACGACGAACCCCAACGUCCUUCUACUCUCCCCGACGGCGAUAUUUCCAACUUAAACAAGACCAUCAGAGAUUUGCUUUACAGCAUUAUGAACCAUUGGCCUGCUUGUCCGAGGCUAGUUCAAUUUUGGGCACCCAUAACAACAAAAGAGGGCCGGUCUUUUCUUACAACUCGAAACCAACCUUUCUGUCUAACAUCAUAUUUUUAUCGCUUUUAUAUUGAAGGACUUUGUGGGUAUAGGAUGAUCUGUAUGGAUUCUAAAUUUGACAUUGAUUUGGAUGGGGGGAAGACUUGUGAACAACACCUUCCUGCCCGAGUGUUCAUGCAUCAAUGCCGCGAAUCCACUCCUAAUGUGGAGUUUUACUCUAUCACUGAGUAUCCACAGCGUGACGAUGCUCUACGUUGCGGAGUCCAACAAUCUUUGGCUUUCCCAGUCUUUGAAUCUUCUACCCAAAGGUGUGUUGGCGUAAUUGAAGUAGUGACACCGUCGGUAGCCCCUAGUUUUUACGGCUAUUUGCAGUGCGGAAUACAUGAAGAUUUUGAGGUUAGUCCCCCACUCACUCACAAAUUGGCAUUUUCAAUAUCUUGUUAAUAUUGAUUACUCAUUACACUCUCUCUCUUAGAACAUCUACAGUGGUGUGGUGUGUUUGUUUGUGUAAUAAGUUGGUGGGGGUUUGCCUGUUCAAAGAGAAAAAUAAUGCUUUAACGCAAGUGUUAAACACUGUUAAAUUUGUCAUAUGUUUGUUAACUAUGCUCGGAGGGGUUAACACAAAAAAGAGUAAACCACAUUCUCAUUUUUCUAGAU
Messenger RNA from Camellia sinensis, 947 nucleotides. Lineage: Eukaryota; Viridiplantae; Streptophyta; Magnoliopsida; Ericales; Theaceae. The record is from RefSeq and is a predicted model, not a curated record.